This is a messenger RNA of Bactrocera tryoni, 2861 nucleotides long. RefSeq names its product protein single-minded (gene dysf). Gene Ontology annotation, biological process: regulation of transcription by RNA polymerase II. Lineage: Eukaryota; Metazoa; Arthropoda; Insecta; Diptera; Tephritidae. The record is from RefSeq and is a predicted model, not a curated record. Gene Ontology annotation, molecular function: RNA polymerase II transcription regulatory region sequence-specific DNA binding; DNA-binding transcription factor activity, RNA polymerase II-specific; protein dimerization activity.
AUUUGACGCCAACAAAUCGACAAAGGGCGCCUCGAAGCUGCGCCGCGAUUUAAUCAAUGCCGAAAUCGCCAAUUUGCGCGACCUUUUGCCGCUGCCGCAAUCGACGCGUCAGCGCUUAUCACAGCUACAGCUGAUGGCAUUGUGUGUGUAUGUGCGUAAGGCUAACUAUUUUCAACAAGUUUUUAAACGGCAUGACAUUUCAAUACAUCAUGCACCAACACCAAAUAUAGGCUUUUCAAAGGCGCUCUCAGGUUUCCUCAUGAUGCUGACGCAAAAUGGCAAAUUGCUUUAUAUUUCCGAUAAUGCAGCCGAGUAUUUGGGGCAUUCAAUGGAAGAUCUCCUCAUUCACGGCGAUUCCGUUUACGAUAUCAUUGACAAACAGGAUCACGCAACCAUACAAGCCGAACUGAAUCGCAAUGUGCCACCACAACCGGGUCAUAGUCAACACGCGAGCGCUGCCUCCGCAGCCGCCGCAGCAGCAGCGGCGAUCAACAGCUUGGAGGGCGAACAUCGCAUGUUUUUAUGUCGCAUGAAUGUCAGUCGAAAUGCGCGACGGCAAAUGCGCUUCGGUGAUCAGAAGGUUGUGCUAGUUCAGGGUCACUAUCUGUCAUAUCUGCCGCUCUGCAGCCGCAACGAGCCGGUCUUUUUGGCCACAUGCACACCCAUUGCCAUGCCGGAGACGCGCGAGUGUGUGGUGCAGGGUGCCACCAAUGUGUUUACCACCAUACAUUCGAUGGAUAUGAAAAUUGCGCAUAUCGAUAAAAACGGCGAGUUUCAUUUGGGUUACAGCAAAAGCGAUAUACACGGACUCUCUUGGUACAAUCUCUUACAUUCGGAGAAUUUGCGUGAGGCGCAAAGCAAACACCGGCUGAUAACUCAAUCUGAGCAGGAUCGCUCUUGUAUUUUAUUGGUGCGCAUGCAACGAAGACAAGGCGAUUUUAUUUGGGUGCACGUGGUGCUGCAAGUGCGCGAUAGUCAAGACACAAACCAACAGCCGGUUAUUGUGUGCACCAACCAGGUUUUAAACGAACGUGAGGCUUCGGUAAUGCUGGCCAAUUCGUGGCUCUACCACUACUACUCGGUGCAGUCGAAGAUACAAUUCGGACUCGCUUUCGAUGCGCCCACACGUGUGCCACCGACAACACCGGCCGCAGCAGCCGCGGCGGCAGUCUACUACCAUCAUCACGCACACCAUGCCGCGCAUUCGCAUUUGCAUCAUCAUCACACGGGCGCCGCCAGCACCACGGCCACACUUCCAGCCACCGCAACGGCGGGUUAUGCCGCCGCAUUGCAUCCGCAUCAAACGCACACACAUUUGCACCACACGCAACACCAACACCUACAUCCACACACACAUACACAUGCACAUCAUCAGUAUCAUCACAUGACGACGGCGUCGUAUGGCGGCGCAUAUCAUACGCCCACCGGCGCGACCAGUGGUGGCAGCAUGAGUGUGGGGAGUGGCAGCUGUGGUAGCGCGGAAAGUUCGCCAGCGCCGCAUUUGAGUGGUCAUCAUCAACAAGGCCAACAGUUGCAACAUCAUUUGCCAAGUAAUGGCGGCAUGGCGAUGACGAGACAUGCGGGUGUCAUCAAUGGUGCGGCCGUCAGUCCGUAUUUAUGUCACCGUCGUGUCGGUGCGGAACCAGUCGAUUAUAGUCAAGUGCCCGGCGGCGUCGGUGCACCACCGAUCGGCUUGAAUGGCGCGCGUUCACCUACUAACGGUCAAGUGGAUGGACAAAUGCGUUGCAGCAGCACGAAUAGUUCCGUCUCCAGUCAUAAUGCUGCCACGCCACAUUAUGUCACACACAACAACAAUACCAGUGGCAAUAAUAAACACAACAACAGCAGUAGCGCCAAUCACAGCAGCUCCAACAAUAAUCACAACAGCACACAUAAUCAUAACCUCAACAGUGCUGCCAAUAUCAAUACUAAUGGUAAUGCGAGCUCCACGCAGCAUCAGCGCCUCAGCUCGCCGCCCUCCAAGCGUCGCGCAAUCGGUAAACUAGAACCACUCUACCUACCAGAUGACGCGACCGAUGACACGCCAACAACAGUCACCGAAAUCGAUACACCCUACCAUCUGCAACCACAUUCGCUUAUUGGCGCACCAGCCGAGUCGCAUGCCUCGGUUAUAUUCGCUACCGUUGUGCCGACACGUCCGCGUCUCAUACAAAAGUCCCUACCCAACGAGCCGCCUGACUUUAUCGACCAAUGGAAUCCCAGUCCACCUUGGUCGGAGUCCGCGCAGAAACUCUCACUUGACAGUUCGUCUUCCACACAGCAGGAGCUUAGUCCUUGUAUUACAACUACACCACCUACACCGACAAGCGCACCGCCUACAGGCACACUGGGUUCGAAUUACGGCAGCUUACAGACGCUGGGCCCAGCUUUUUCUUUCGAAUGGAUGUCCGAUCCGUUGGUGCCAGUUGCAGAUCCAUAUGCGUCCUGUAUUACAUCACCCGAUGGUGUACCGCUCGUAGUCGCUCAUCAUCCACAUGCAACAGCGACAGCGCAGCAUUCUUUCCAUUGGAACACUACGCCGUCGGAACAUCAUCAGCAUUUGAGUCAACAUUUGGCCUCGCAUGGUCACCGUUUGCUUACGCUAUCAAAUACAGGUGCUGUGGAUGCAAUGCAACAAUCGUCAACUGUAAUAACUAGCGGUGAUGCAAGAAAUGCGCGGACGAAGUCUCCUGAAGUUACCGAACGGAAAGAAUCGCCGCGCAAAUAAAUCAGCACAACAAAGUUUGCUGAACCCUAACGGAGACUUAUCCUAAAAAUAACCUGCUAAUGAAGCAGUUAGGUGCAAUAAAAGUGAGCAAACAAAACCAAAUUAAGCUUUAUGGGCUUAUACAAACAUAAAU